Messenger RNA from Esox lucius (northern pike), 5336 nucleotides. It is a transcript of the gene cadps2, whose product is annotated as Ca++-dependent secretion activator 2. The transcript has 30 exons. Gene Ontology annotation, biological process: positive regulation of exocytosis; synaptic vesicle exocytosis; dense core granule exocytosis. Lineage: Eukaryota; Metazoa; Chordata; Actinopteri; Esociformes; Esocidae. The record is from RefSeq and is a predicted model, not a curated record. Gene Ontology annotation, cellular component: glutamatergic synapse. Bases 264 to 4142 code for a protein of 1292 amino acids.
ACCUGUACUGCAUAGCUCAGACUGUAUCCGCAGCCAGCCGCACAGUUCUCUCAGUCGUUCCACAGAACUCAACCAAAUAUUCCAAGUGGCGCCGACUCGCGUUUGUCAAAACUCCGCCCUCGCAUUCAUGUCAAGAAACAUUUUACUCAUGAGUCGUCGUCACAGCUCCAUAAAACACUGGGGAAUAUAGACAAUUCAAGUGAAGCCACUAGCGCCACGUUGGCUACACACGGGGAAUAGGAGUUGGACUGUUGGUGUAAAAGAUGUUGGACCCGUCGUCCAGCGAUGACUCGGGGGGAGAGAUUGACGAGGACACUGAAGUUUCAAAAGCUCCCCAACAAAAGCUUGCGACUUCCUCCGGGCAAGGAGGUAAACAUAAGAAACGACAACCCACCGAACAACCACAAGCCAAAAGUCCUACUGUCGAAGACGAGCAGAAAAAUGAGCAGGAAAGACUUCUCAAAGAGGAAGCUGAGAGGAAAACUAAACUACAGAUUUAUGUAUUUGUGUUGCGAUGUAUCGCUUACCCUUUCAAUGCUAAACAACCCACGGAUAUGGCACGCAGGCAACAGAAGCUGAAUAAGCCACAGCUGCUGACUGUGAAAGAGCGUUUCCAGGCCUUCUUGAACGGGGAUACACACAUCGUGGCGGAUGAGGCCUUCUGUAACGCCGUGCGCAGCUACUAUGAGGGUUUCCUGAACAGUGAGCGGGUGUCCAGGAUGGUGCAAAGCGGCGGCUGCUCGGCCAGUGAUUUCCGGGACGUCUUUAAGAAGGACAUUGAGCGGCGGGUGCGUAGCUUGCCUGAAAUCGAUGGCCUCAGCAAAGAGACGGUGCUGAGCUCCUGGAUUGCCAAGUACGACGCCAUCUAUAGGGGGGAUGAGGACCUGCGGCGCCAGCCACAGAGAAUGCACCUCAGUGCCGUGUCCGAGUUGAUUCUCAGCAAGGAGCAGCUGUAUGAGAUGUUCCAGCAGAUUCUGGGCAUCAAAAAGUUUGAACACCAGCUGCUGUACAAUGCCUGUCAGCUGGACAAUGUAGAUGAGCAGGCAGCUCAAAUCCGCCGGGAGCUGGAUGGAAGACUACAGCUGGCAGAGAGGGUAGCCAGGGAGAGGAAGCACCCCAAGUUUCUGUCCAAAGACAUGGAGGGCAUGUACAUCGAAGAGUUGCGCUCGUCUGUCAACCUGCUCAUGGCGAACCUGGAGAGCCUACCUGUAGCUAAGGGAGGCCCUGACUUCAAACAGAAGCUCAAACGUUCUUCAAUUAACAACUCCUUCCUGGACAUGGGCGACGAGACAGAAUUCCUCUCCAAGUCUGAUGUGGUGCUCUCCUUCACACUGGAGAUAGUGAUAGUGGAAGUAGAAGGCCUGAAGUCAGUAGCUCCUAACAGGAUUGUUUACUGCACCAUGGAGGUGGAGGGAGGAGAGAAACUUCAGACAGACCAGGCAGAAGCCUCUAGACCACAAUGGGGCACUCAGGGGGACUUCACAACUACUCACCCGUUGCCCAUGGUCAAAGUGAAACUGUUCACAGAGAGCACGGGGGUACUGGCCCUGGAAGACAAGGAGCUGGGGAGGUUGAUCCUGAACCCAACCACCAAUGGACCCAAGCAGGCAGAGUUCCACAAGAUGGUGGUGCCAAAGAACAGUCAGGACGCCGACCUUAAAAUAAAACUAGCAGUCCGCAUGGACAAACCCCCGAACAUGAAGCACAGCGGGUACCUUUACGCAUUGGGACAGAGAGUUUGGAAACGCUGGAAAAGAAGAUAUUUUGUUCUUGUCCAGGUCAGCCAGUACACCUUUGCAAUGUGCAGCUACAGAGAGAAGAAGGCAGAGCCCCAAGAACUGAUGCAGCUGGAUGGAUACACAGUGGACUACUCUGACCCUCAGCCAGGUCUCCAGGGCGGUCGAGUGUUCUUUAGCGCGGUCAAGGAGGGUGAUCUAGUGGUGUUUGCUGGUGACGACGAGCAGGACCGGACGCUGUGGGUUCAGGCCAUGUACCGCGCCACAGGCCAAUCGUACAAGCCCGUUCCACCCACCCAAAACCAGAGGCAGAACUGCAGAGGAGGGAAGAGCCAGCCUGACACGCCCGUCUCCCUACUCAGUCUGGAUCGCUCUCAGAGGCAGGGGGUGGAGGAGUUGAUCUCAGCUGUGCCUUGUCGUUUCGACCAUGCCGCUUUGUUCCCCAUUCUGCAGAAACAGACCCUACAGCACCGGAUGAAUGACUCCUUCUCCUGCCUGGGUUGGUUCAGUCCUGGUCAGGUGUUUGUUCUGGAUGAGUAUUGCGCCCGUUACGGUGUGAGGGGCUGCCACCGCCACCUCUGCUACCUCAGGGACCUGAUGGACUACUCUGAAAACAACACGCUGGUCGACCCCACCCUCCUGCACUACAGCUAUGCCUUCUGCGCCUCCCACAUCCAUGGCAAUAGACCGGAUGGGAUGGGCACCGUCACUGAGGAGGAGCGAGAACAGUUUGAGGACAUUAGAGGACGUCUCCUGAGUUUGUUGGACAACCAGAUCACCCAUUUUCGGUACUGUUUCCCCUUUGGCCGACCGGAAGGGGCCCUCAAAGCGACACUCUCCCUGCUAGAAAGGGUUUUGAUGAAGGACAUCACCACACCUGUUCCUCCUGAGGAGAUGAAGAAGACAGUCCAGAAAUGUCUGGAGAAAGCUGCCCUUAUCAAUUACUCCCAGCUGACUGAAUAUGCUCAGAUUGAGGCUGAUGCUCAGGCUGCCCCAAAGAAAAGGUUGGAAGACAUGAUGCGUCUAGGGGAGUUAUGCAUCGAGGUCCUGCAGCAGAAUGAUGAACACCAUUAUGAGGCCUUCUCAUGGUGGCCGGACAUGAUGGCAGGGCAUGCCGAGACAUUUCUUUCCCUCUACACCGUCGACAUGGAUAGUGCUCUGCAAGUCCAGCCCGUUGACUCAUGGGAUAGCUUCCCCUUAUUCCAGCUGCUGAACAACUUCCUGCGAUGUGACCCUCACCUCUGCAAUGGCGUGUUCCACAAACACCUCCAGGACCUGUUCAUCCCACUGGUGGUGCGCUAUAUUGACCUCAUGGAGUCCUCCAUUGCCCAGUCCAUCCACCGCGGCUUCGAGCAGGAAACCUGGCAGUCAGUCAAGACAAUAACCAACAACCUACCGAGCGUGCCUCUGCCCAGAGUCAAUCUCCCGCAGAUGCCCAGCUUCUCAGCACCCUCCUGGAUGGGCCCACUGUGUGACAGCACCCCACACGGAAAUAAUUUACCAGAAAUUUUUAACGGCUCGGCAACCUCAGAGGACCUCUUCUGGAAGUUGGAUGCUCUCCAGAUGUUUGUCUUGGACCUCCACUGGCCAGAGCCUGAGUUUGCCAAACACCUGGAGCAGAGGCUGAAGCUCAUGGCAUGCGACAUGAUGGAAGCCUGCGUCAAAAGAACAAAAGCCGCCUUCGACUCCAAGAUGCAGAAGGCCAGUAAGUCAACGGAAUUCCGGGUGUCCCUGUCCGUGUGCACCAUGUUCAACGUGCUCAUGGAUGCCAAGAAGCAGUACUCCAAACUCUGUGUACUGGACUCCAGUCAAGAGAUUGACAAACAAUGGCAACAGUACCAUUCCAAAAUUGAUGUCCUGAUCGAUGACGCUUUCAAAGACAUGAUUUCCUGUCUGGUCUCAAAGUUUACCGGAGUUCUAGACUGCAUUCUCUCCAAGCUUUCCAGAUAUGACGAAGGAACAUUCUUUUCCUCAAUCCUCUCUUUCACGGUGAAAGCAGCUGCCAAGUACGUGGAUGUGCCUAAGCCAGGGAUGGACCUGGCUGAUACCUACAUAACAUUUGUGCGCCAGAACCAGGACAUCCUGAGAGACCGUGUCAACGAGGAGAUGUACAUAGAGAAGAUGUUUGAUCAAUGGUACACCAACUCCAUGAAGGCAGUGUGUGUGUGGCUGACUGACAGACUGGACCUGCAGCUCCACAUGUACCAGCUUAAAACACUCAUCAAGAUUGUCAAGAAGACGUUCAGAGACUUCCGGCUCCAAGGAGUCCUGGAUGGAACCCUGAACAACAAGAGCUACGAGACCGUCUACAACCGCCUGACAGUGGAGGAGGCCACCAUGGCAGUCAAGGCAGGCGACGGCCUCCAGGGCAUCACAAUGAGAGACAGUGAUGAAGAGGAUGGGUGAAUUCCGCGCCACAGCUCCUAGUCCGGACCCCUUCACAUAUAGACUGAAAUGGGAAGCUUCUGCGCAGAUUAUAAAAGGGGUGUUUGUUAGUGGGUCUGUGUUUGUUGGUGUGUCUGUGUUUGUUUGUGUGUGUGUGUGUGUGUGUGUGACAGAAUGGAGAUAAAAACAUCCAUAGUUGUGCUCUCACCCACCUCUAAUCCAGUGGGCACCUUGCCAGCCGUUAUGAACCUGUAUGAUGUCAUUUUGUACAGUGCAGCUCAGUGGUCACCAACUGGUAGCCUUCAGUGCAGUACCUGUUUUGUUUAAUGAAUUGCUUUGUUAGUUUGUACUUUAUUUUAAUGGUGAUAGAUGAAGAAAAAUAUGAAACCAUUCGCAGGUCCAUUCUGUGGUAAAUGUGCAUUAUAAAGAUAUUGGAUUUGUUCUUAUAAGUGUCCUAAAAGAGACGAUACAGACGAUAUUCAUGUUUAUAAUGUAGGCCUACUUUAUGAAUGGAAUGCAUAGGCUAAAGUGUGGCUCAGUGUGUUACCUUUCACCAGAGUUGUGUGGAUGACUAUUAAUUCAGAGCUGUGUUGAAUCACUGAAGGGUAAUUCUUGAAUUGCAGUGGUAGGUGCUGUCCAUUGACUUUUGCACCCAAUUAAACACUUUAAAAUUACACAAACUUUACAAAUAAUACAUUCUCCUUUUAAUUGAACUCUUAUUUAUUUAGAUGUAUGCUAACCCUUUAUACUGCAAAUAUUUGUUUGCAUUGUAGAAACUACUGGAACUACUUUUCCCAAUAGUGAUGAUAUGUAGUGGUGCCAUGUUUUAGGGAUUUACAUAUAUUUAUUAAUUUGAUUGCUAUACAGUAAAAAAUUUAAUUAUAUUGUGUAGAUCAAUAAAAACAGAGAAGCAUAUUUAAAUACAUAGUUAUUCUAGUAGCAUAAGGCCUCACAGCUUCAUGUCAUAGUUUAGAAUUAUAACAUUUAGUCCUGAAUUUAACACGAGGGCCAACCUGAACGUGCCAGUUACUGUGUUGAAAAUGACAUAUUGCAAAGAUUUGCAAGGACCUUAUGCAUUCUCUUCAGAGGCAGACCUUUUUGAAGAUGGAUUUAUGUUAAAGAUAACUAAUCACACCCUUUUAGUGUAUAUAUAUCACAAAAGUGAGUACACCCCUCACAUUUCUGCAAAAUGUGGUUAUAUCUUUUCAUGUGACA